AUGGGUUGGGUCGACAACGCAUCGCCCGAAAUCGAGGCCAAGUCCGAGUACAGGACCAUCAUCAGCGUCGUCGUCGUCCUCACUGUCCUGGCCAUCGGCAUUGUCAGUGCUCGACUAUGGAUCAGAAUCAAGUCACACGGCAUGGCUUCCGAUGACUGGAUGGCCGUGGUUUCGAUGGCGUGCUGCAUCCUGUACUCGAUUGCCUGCAUCGUCCAGACAAAAUAUGGCCUUGGACUUGGUAUUCUAGAUCGCCCGAAAGCAAACCUGAUACCAUACACUCGUUGGAACUAUGGCGCUCGCCCCUUCUACCAACUCGGCAUAUCCUUCUUCAAGAUCGCCUUGUUGAUCAGCUAUCUUCGACUCUUCCAGGGCACAAACCAGGUCGUCUACAGACGAGUUGUGUGGAGUGCCAUCGUGCUCAUCUUCUUGGGCCACUUGGGCUGCACGUUCGCUCUGGUUUUUGCCUGCAAUCCCGUUGACAAGUCGUGGAAUCCAUUAACACCUGGCUCCUGCCUCGCACCCGGACCGUCGUUCGCCGGUUAUGCUAUCGUCACCAUCAUCUCCGACGUCGUUGUCGCCGUUAUCCCGAUCCCCGUCCUGCUUAAGUUGAAGGUCAGCACCGGCAAGAAGAUUGGUCUCAUCGUCAUCUUCCUCCUCGGCCUCUUCACCACGCUGUGCUCCGUCUUCCGCUACCUCCAGAUCAACCGGAUUCAGUAUGGCGACGGCAACUCGACUCUGCUUGUAUUGUGGGGCGUUAUCGAAUUCAACGUUGGCAACAUGGUCUCCUCGCUUCCUUUCCUUGCUCCCGUCUUCGUGCGCAAGGCCAAGGAGUAUCGGGACAAGUACGGAGUCAACGCAUACGGAUCCAACGGAGGGAAGAUGGGCAAGAGCGGCGAUGCGUACAAGCUCGGCAGUGUUUCCAGCCAGAGCAAGAGCGCGUAUGCCUCUGCUCAGGGUCACAGCACCAGCGAGGAGAACAUCUUGAAGGACACCCACGACGGCUCCAUCAUGAAGUCGGUCACAUACAGCGUCCACGUCGACGAGGCUUCCCGCAAGGUCUGA
Molecule: messenger RNA, 1062 nt
Organism: Lasiosphaeria miniovina
Lineage: Eukaryota; Fungi; Ascomycota; Sordariomycetes; Sordariales; Lasiosphaeriaceae
Exons: 4
Coding region: 1-1062 (353 amino acids)
Source: RefSeq, a predicted model, not a curated record